This is a messenger RNA of Amborella trichopoda, 1656 nucleotides long. NCBI's taxonomy places the organism in Eukaryota, Viridiplantae, Streptophyta, Magnoliopsida, Amborellales, Amborellaceae. The record is from RefSeq and is a predicted model, not a curated record.
UCUCUCUCUAAAAAUUGAUUUCUCAUUUUCUUUCCAUUUAUCGUGUCCUGCAGUCUCACUGUUAUGGCUUUGUCAAUGGCUUCCAUGUCUGGACUUAUUAAAAAAGACCUCAAAAUUUCGCCAAGCAUGGGGUACUCUGUUAGGAGAGCACCAAUGAGCUUGGGUUUAAGAAGUGGGUUUUCAUUAGCAAGUAGAGGAAGAAGCUUUGAGGUUGAGAACGAUGGUUUGGGUGUUUCUGAAAGAUGUCCAACUCCUAUUUUACUGGCUCGGGCUUCUAGGAGUCGUAUAGUUUUGUGCAAAGCUGAAGUGAAUGUAGCCGGAGAUGUUCCAAGCAACAACCCUAGUGGAAUGAGCCAGUAUGAGAGAAUUGUGGAGUUGUUGACAACUCUCUUCCCAGUAUGGGUUAUUUUGGGCACAAUUAUUGGUAUAUACAAGCCAUCUGCAGUUACUUGGUUAGAAACAGACUUAUUUACUGUUGGCUUGGGUUUUCUCAUGCUAUCUAUGGGACUGACAUUAACCUUUGAAGAUUUCAAACGGUGCAUGCGAAACCCAUGGACUGUGGGAGUUGGGUUUCUUGCUCAGUACCUCAUCAAACCAAUGUUAGGCUUCUUCAUUGCCAUGGCUUUAAAGUUGUCUGCUCCUCUUGCAACUGGCCUCAUCUUGGUGUCAUGCUGCCCUGGAGGCCAGGCAUCAAAUGUGGCUACAUACAUAUCUAAAGGAAAUGUGGCACUCUCAGUUCUUAUGACUACCUGCUCAACAAUUGGUGCUAUUAUCAUGACUCCUCUCCUAACUAAGAUUCUUGCUGGUCAGCUUGUUCCUGUUGAUGCAGUGGGCCUUGCCAUAAGCACAUUUCAAGUUGUCCUGGUGCCAACUGUGGUUGGAGUGUUGGCGCAUGAGUAUUUUCCAAAGUUUACGGAGAAAAUAAUCACACUCACACCAUUAAUUGGGGUUGUCCUGACCACCCUUCUUUGUGCAAGUCCUAUUGGACAAGUGUCAGAAGUCUUGAAGGUCCAAGGAACCCAACUUAUAUUUCCUGUAGCUCUCCUUCAUAUAGCUGCAUUUGCUCUUGGGUAUUGGCUUUCAAGGUUAUCAUCUUUUGGUGAAUCCACGUCUCGUACAAUUUCCAUUGAAUGUGGGAUGCAGAGCUCAGCACUAGGGUUUUUACUGGCUCAGAAACACUUCACGAAUCCUCUUGUUGCUGUUCCUUCAGCUGUUAGUGUCGUCUGUAUGGCGUUGGGUGGAAGUGCUCUUGCUGUCUUUUGGAGGAACAGGCGAAUUCCCGCUAAUGACAAGGAUGAUUUCAAGGAGUAAAUGGUUGGUAUUCAAAACUCGCUUUGCAAAUUGUUCAGGAACAAGUAUAUUUGGUUUCCCUCUCCAUUUCUGUUGGAAACCGAGCUCUUUCAUCUCCCUUUGCAGAGGAUCUUAUUAUUUCACUUCUGGAUUUUAUAGGUAGAUAAAAAUUUUGGGUAUGGGCUUUGGGAACUGGUAUAUAUUAUCUUGUGUCAGACCAUCCAUUACUAUAGUGCGAGUCUUUAAAGAGAAAAUAUGUAUGUUUCAUAUGGUCUGUUGUUUGAAUUAUGAUUGAAGUAUAAGCAGUGGGCUAUACCAGUCACACAGUACUUUAAUGAAGCUGAGCGGGAUUCUUUCAGUUGUAAA